CACGUGACUCGGUCUGAUAAUACGUUAAUAUCACUCGUGAAUAGAUUAUUGUGCGUGUUUAACAAUAAGGAGGGUUUAGAUGUACGGGGGAGAUGUAAUAUAAACGUACGUUAGGAUUGCUUAUAUAUCGUGUACGAGUGUAAGGCGCACGCGACUUAAGUUUUACGUUCGGCGCUGCAUCCGAUAUAAACUAUCGUUGCUCCCCGGUGAGAGUAACUGAAAGAAAAUUGGCUUGUUUCUCGCUUUCCUUCCGAGGACCGAGAGACGAAAAGAUGAGCAUGGUCACCGAGAAAACGCUGGGUGUGGAGUUCGGAAUUGGUGCCUUGGCAGCGGUGGGAGCCGGUUUCUUCACGAAUCCCGUGGACGUGGUGAAGGUGCGGCUGCAACUGCAGGGUGAGCUGGAGGCGCGAGGCUCGUAUCAGAAGAUAUACAAAAAUACCGUGCACGCCGCGUAUCUGAUAGCUAAGCACGAAGGUGCGUUGGCUCUACAAGCGGGAAUUGUGCCCGCGCUCGCCUUCCAGGUGGUGCUCAACGGUAUUCGCUUGGGCGCAUACAAGUCUGCCCAGAGAUACGAACUGAUCGUUGACAAACAAGGCAAUACCGAUGUUCUACGAACCACUCUGGUAUCCGGCACGGCCGGCUGCGUCGGCGCCGUCCUCGGCAGUCCGUUCUAUCUGGUCAAGACGCAAUUACAGGCGCAAUCUGCGAAAUCCAUCGCCGUGGGCUACCAGCACAGUCAUUCGGGAUCGUGGAAUGCCUUCAAAUCUUUGUGGAUGGAAGGCGGCAUCGCGGCUUUAUAUCGUGGAUGGAACGCCAACAUGCCGCGCGUAUUCGUCGGCUCGGCGACGCAGUUGACUACUUUUGGAUUAGCAUUGGACUGGUUGCGCUCGCUAAAUAUAUUUCCAGAUCGUCCAAUAUUGCUGACCUUCUUGGCCUCCGUGAUCGGAGGUAGUUGCGUAGCCAUCACCAUGCAGCCGUUCGAUGUCUUAGCAACGCGGUUGUACAAUCAACAGACAGACGCGGCCGGCAAAGGUAUUCUAUACAAAGGACUCGGAGACGCACUCGUCAAGAUAUUCCGCACCGAAGGUCUGACGGGUCUGUACAAAGGAACGUUUCCAACGUGGAUGAGGAUAGCGCCGCAUACGGUUCUGUGCUUAGUGUUUUAUGAAAAACUAGAUCAACUGUACAAUAAUUUUACAACACGAACCGAUUGAUAUUAGUUUUAAAUUUGUAUACAAAUUAUACAUG
Acromyrmex echinatior (Panamanian leafcutter ant) is the source of this 1248-nucleotide messenger RNA. Its product is annotated as solute carrier family 25 member 35. The record is from RefSeq and is a predicted model, not a curated record. NCBI's taxonomy places the organism in Eukaryota, Metazoa, Arthropoda, Insecta, Hymenoptera, Formicidae.